Aspergillus sclerotioniger CBS 115572 is the source of this 1645-nucleotide messenger RNA. RefSeq lists its product as uncharacterized. The record is from RefSeq and is a predicted model, not a curated record. NCBI's taxonomy places the organism in Eukaryota, Fungi, Ascomycota, Eurotiomycetes, Eurotiales, Aspergillaceae. The transcript has 5 exons. Bases 384 to 1361 code for a protein of 325 amino acids. Gene Ontology annotation, molecular function: arylformamidase activity.
GGUGGCGUGCACGAGCAGCAUGGGUGCAAUAAGUGCAUAUUAGGUGCGGAGUCCCAGAGGUGUUAGCCCGGGACUCCAUCGCGACUAUCCAUGAACUUAUCCCCUUAGUGCCACCAGUUGUCUCUGCUACGACCAACGGCGUCGCGUCGUCUACACGCCAACCUGCCUUUCCCCUCCGCCUCCCCAAUUGAGGUCGGUACCAAUUACAGAAUCCCCUUGCAGCAGGCUACAUAAGCAGGGAGACUACUGCCCGGUGGCACAUUCUUGAGCGCACACUACGUGUAGCUGGUUGCCUAUCAUUGUUGAUAGUUCCUGUCAUCUCACAAAUUAUUGAAUUCCUGUUCCUGUAGUUCCGACUACCCACCUACCUCAUACUUUAUAACAUGCCAGACAACCAGUCGCCUUUCGAUGUACCGUUCGACGAAUUACCAAAUCCAAAGCAAGUAUGGGUUGGAGAGCCAGGAAGCCACGAGGAAGGAUUAGGGAAGCUGGCCAUUUUGACUCCGGAGGUGGUAGCCAAGGCUGCUGCAACUGAAAUCAAGACUGGCCGGCGAGUGACAAUGGGAUGGGAACUGACCAAGUUGGAUUAUCCUAAUUUGAAUCGUCAGCCAUGUCAUCAUCAGAUCGUCCCGCUGCUGGGUGGAGUGGCCUUUGAUGAUAUCUUUACAAUGAAUCCUCAACAGAGUAGCCAGUGGGAUGGUCUGCGACAUUUCUCGCAAACAGUUGACGGCCAACCCGAGCGUGUGUUCUAUGGAGGGACGAAGGCCGAGGAGAUCACCGACCGGAAGAACGAUCGGAUCGGCUUACAACAUUGGGCGCGGGAGGGCAUCGCUGGUCGCGGGGUAUUGGUCGACUAUGCCACAUGGGCAGAGAAAAAAGGCAUAAGAUAUAGCACAUUUUCGACGCAUCAAAUCCGCCUUUCCGAUAUUGAAGAGAUUGCCAAGGAAUGUGGCAUUGUCUUUCAAAAGGGGGACAUACUUUUUGUCCGCAUUGGGGUGACCAAAGAAUGGGACACAGUUAUGACCGAUGAUCAGAAGCGGCAAUACGCUGGUAACCCGAACCCCGAGCACGCCGGGGUCGAGGCGACUACAGACAUGUUGCGAUGGCUCUGGAAUACUGGGUUCGCCGCAAUCGCCAGCGAUGCAAUCAGCUGGGAGGUUUACCCGCCCCAGUCACCUGAUGUGUUCUUGCAUGAAUAUGUGCUUGCAGGUUGGGGUAUGCCAAUCGGGGAGCUAUUUGAUCUAGAAGCACUGUCGCGAACUUGCCAAGAUCUUCAGCGCUGGUCUUUCUUUAUUGCUUCCGUUCCCCUGAACAUGCCGGGAGGGGUGUCCUCGCCUCCUAAUAUCAUGGCUAUCUUCUAAAGUACACAUGGUAUGCAGGGAUUAAUCUUUCAACAAUGCUUUGCAUCGUUGUCGGGUCACUUGCAUAUGACAAUCAUGGGGGACGGAAUACAUCUCCGAUUUCCGUGCCCGCAUGUACCUACCUCCUAUCUAGUACCUGGGAGUGGUAGCUACCUACAUAUUGGAAACCCGAGCACGGAGAUUAUCAACAUACACUCGUACAGCCAUUAUCCCAUUGUUGAGGUGAAAAAAAGCAAACAAAAAGUGGGGUACAUACUGUACAGUAAAAUGACAAAACAAAACAG